Molecule: messenger RNA, 495 nt
Organism: Trametes versicolor FP-101664 SS1
Lineage: Eukaryota; Fungi; Basidiomycota; Agaricomycetes; Polyporales; Polyporaceae
Exons: 4
Coding region: 1-495 (164 amino acids)
Source: RefSeq, a predicted model, not a curated record
AUGCCACCUCAGCAUCUUGUCGUCGCCCUUGUUUCUGCUCCACUACACAUCCACAGCUCACAAUUCGGCAUGAUGGCCGAUUUACAGGAUAAACAGACCAUCUAUCAAUAUCCUGAGUUCCAGCAGUUCGUCGAUGCUAUCCUAGCAAAUCAACCUUGGAGAAAAGACGAUAACGAGGACGAGCUGAUGCAGUGGCUGCUGGGCAUGAAGAUGACAAUAUACUCGGGCACCCAUGUGUGCGAUGCCGACUGUGUUUGCGACACACAGUUCAACAUGUUCUUUCAACACAUGGAGGACAUAUCCAUGUUAGACGGCAUCGCAGGGAAGUUCAUCCUCGAAUACACCAUGGUCACCCGUCAGCGCAAGAUUGUCGCCUUCAAGAAUGCUGUCGCCCACUGCAAGGUGGCGCUCAAAGUCGAAACAGACCGCACCAUAGCAUCCUUCAACAUUGGGAUGGGAUGUGGCUGCAGCUGGUAUCAAGCUCGGGAGAGCUGA